UUGACAUUUCUAAUGUGAACUAACUUCACGUUAUGUGAGGUGUGGACUAUAAUCUGUCCAGGUUCCAAUGGUUUAAGUUGUGGUAUCUGCCAAACCUGCAUAUGACAAAAUUGUGCCGAUCUCCUGAUUAUUGAACUCUUCGAAAAGAAAUAUAUUGAUAUAUUACUAUUAUCAAUACAAUUAGUAUAAUGGCUACACCUACAAGAAUAUUAAGCCGUCUAUUGGCUGACGGUAUCAAAGUGAAACAGCCUAUUAGAUUUAAUAGUUACGAAAGCACGAGACCAAAUUUAAAAUUAUCGGCUCAAACCAAAGUUAUAUGCCAAGGCUUCACUGGGAAACAGGGAACCUUUCAUAGUAAACAAGCUAUUGAAUAUGGAACACGAAUGGUUGGUGGAGUGUCUCCUGGAAAAGGUGGAAAAACUCAUCUUGAUUUACCAGUUUUCAACUCCGUAAAAGAGGCACGCGAAGCCACCGGAGCUGAUGCAACUGUAAUAUACGUGCCACCGCCAGGAGCAGCUGCUGCCAUCAUAGAAGCCAUUGAUGCAGAAGUUCCCCUUGUCGUAUGUAUCACUGAAGGUAUACCACAACAUGACAUGGUACGAGUUAAGCACAAAUUGUUACGCCAAAAUAAAACUAGACUGAUUGGACCUAACUGCCCAGGUAUAAUAGCUCCAGAACAAUGUAAAAUAGGAAUCAUGCCUGGCCAUAUCCAUCAAAAAGGUGUUGUUGGUGUUGUAUCAAGAUCAGGAACACUAACUUAUGAAGCAGUCCAUCAGACUACCCAGGUCGGUCUAGGUCAAACACAUUGUGUUGGUAUUGGUGGGGAUCCUUUCAAUGGAACCGAUUUCAUCGAUUGUUUAGAAGUAUUCCUGAAAGAUCCAGAAACCAAAGGAAUAAUACUCAUUGGUGAAAUUGGAGGUGUUGCUGAAGAACAGGCUGCUGAUUAUCUGAUAAAGCACAACUCUGGUUCAAAUGCUAAACCAGUUGUGUCCUUUAUUGCUGGUCUGUCUGCGCCACCUGGACGUCGUAUGGGUCACGCAGGUGCUAUCAUUUCUGGAGGAAAAGGAGGUGCUCAAGACAAAAUCAACGCAUUGGAAAAGGCAGGCGUAAUAGUUACGAAAUCUCCUGCACAGAUGGGCAACGAAUUGUUGAAGGAAAUGCGUCGUUUGGGAUUAGCCUAAGUAUGUUUGACUGUAUGAUAUAAGGCUCCUUAUUGUUCGGUUAAUUAUUAACUGCAUAGCCUCUAUUCGUUAUUUUUCUCACCUGUUCUUAUUGUGUAUAUUCCAAAAUUCACGUGUAAUAAAUAAAUAUAUAUGUAUAUAUUA
This is a messenger RNA of Diabrotica virgifera virgifera (western corn rootworm), 1325 nucleotides long. RefSeq names its product succinate--CoA ligase [ADP/GDP-forming] subunit alpha, mitochondrial (gene Scsalpha1). Gene Ontology annotation, molecular function: succinate-CoA ligase (ADP-forming) activity; succinate-CoA ligase (GDP-forming) activity. The transcript is spliced from 5 exons. NCBI's taxonomy places the organism in Eukaryota, Metazoa, Arthropoda, Insecta, Coleoptera, Chrysomelidae. Gene Ontology annotation, biological process: tricarboxylic acid cycle. Gene Ontology annotation, cellular component: mitochondrion; succinate-CoA ligase complex (ADP-forming). The record is from RefSeq and is a predicted model, not a curated record. The coding region runs from base 189 to 1181 and encodes 330 amino acids.